This is a messenger RNA of Nannospalax galili (Upper Galilee mountains blind mole rat), 1925 nucleotides long. It is a transcript of the gene Oxnad1, whose product is annotated as oxidoreductase NAD binding domain containing 1. Gene Ontology annotation, molecular function: oxidoreductase activity. The transcript is spliced from 9 exons. NCBI's taxonomy places the organism in Eukaryota, Metazoa, Chordata, Mammalia, Rodentia, Spalacidae. Gene Ontology annotation, cellular component: mitochondrion. The record is from RefSeq and is a predicted model, not a curated record. Bases 399 to 1484 code for a protein of 361 amino acids.
CUCGCGCCGCUGCUACGCCACGCCCGGGCCGCGGAAUUUUGCCCCCGGCUGGAAUGGGGUGCUUGGGCAGCCCGGGGUCUCCGCUGCGACGACUGUAGAGAAGCCUUGGGGAACCGGCUGACCUCUGGAACGCCGGUCUGAGGAGGGGCCCCGCGUCAGCGUCAUCCCGGCGGUCCGCGGUGGUCCAAGCACAGUUCUCCCGGAACUGUGCUUCACCUGGCGACCUUGAACUCUGGGUGACGCCUGGCCUGUGGGAUAGCUCCUGCCUGCAGAUACACCCCCGUUCUGCCUCACCCCAGGCUUCAGAUGCUCCAAGUUGUGCUGUACCAAGGACCGAGAGCUGCAAGGCAGGGACGGAGCUCGAGCCACAUUUCCAGUGCUCACUGUUGAGGACAUUUAUGAGCAUUUUGGUGUAUGGAAAAACUCUCCAUGUUCCAACCAGUGUGUAUCCAGAGGUUUUAAAUAAAAUUAUGUGUCAACCAGCCCACUAUACACCGAAUGACUCAGAGUCUCAUGGAUUUCUAAAUUACAUUUGCCCAGGAAGUACCAUGGCCCUGGCUAUAUUGACUCCUGGGUGGUUGCGAAGUUCUGUGGAAGCCAUCUGCACUCAGGCAGUUUCUUGGAGGUUGACAACCAGCACUUUGCGUCACCUUAUGCUGACCAGCAUAAUGAGAUCCCAAAAGAAAAGUGAUCACUUGGAGAGAACUGCGAGUGUCCUUCGACGGGAGGUGGUGGCAGCGGCUAAGGUGUGUGGAACUACAGACGAGUCACCGUCAGUGAAGAGCCUCCACUUGCUUGUUGCUGAUACCAAUUUUUCCUUUAAGGCUGGCCAGUGGGUUGACUUCUUUAUCCCAGGAGUCUCGGUGGUUGGUGGGUUUUCAAUAUGCUCCAGUCCCAGACUGCUUGAACAAGAGAGAAUGAUAGAAUUGGCAGUGAAAUACACAAACCACCCUCCUGCUGUCUGGAUUCACAAUAAGUGUGCACUCAACUCUGAAGUGGCUGUGAGAGUGGGUGGAGAGUUCUUCUUUGACCCUCAGCCCACAGAUGCCCCUCGAAACCUCGUGUUGAUUGCGGGAGGAGUUGGAAUUAACCCCCUGCUUUCCAUUCUGCGCCACUCAGCAGAUCUCCACCGAGAGCGGGCAGAGAGAGGAAAUGGGUAUGAGAUAGGGACAAUAACGCUCUUCUACAGCGCAAAGAAUACCAGCGAGCUCCUGUUUAAGAGAAAUAUACUCGAUUUAGUAAAUGAGUUUCCUGAGAAGAUUGCAUGCCGUUUGUAUGUUACAAAACAGACGACACAAAUCAGUGCAGAACUCAAGCCAUACAUCAUGGAAGGAAGAAUGACAGAGAAGGAGAUAAGAGAUCAUAUUUCAACAGAGACUCUGUUCUAUAUUUGUGGCCCACCUCCAAUGACGGACUUUUUCUCCAAACAACUGGAAAAGAACCACGUUCCCAAAGAACACAUUUGCUUUGAGAAGUGGUGGUAGGGAGUGGGGCACAGUCUCCAAAGCAGAGCCACUCAGGAGAGGAAGAGAUGCCGUUUGGUAUCAUCUGUGGACUUUCUUCUGUUUGACCUGCCUUAUUUUAAGGCUGUGAACUAAGUGAUCAUCAGAGACUGAAAGAAAAGCCAGCAGCAAGACAACACAGUAGAUUUCUAUAGACUUCAUUGAUCAAGGAGUUUUUUUACAAUACUGAUUUUCUUUCGUUAAUACCUAUUUAAUUAUUUCAUGAUAUUCCAUGAACCGGUUAAUACAGACUUUUCUUUUGCCCUUUUCCUAGAGGGAAAGGUGAUAUGUACUCGUAUUUAAUUACAGGAAAAUGUGAGGAGAUUUUGUAUAAACUGUAGACCUCUUUAAAUUAUUGGCCAGAAAUUCAUAUAUCUUAUGUCUAGGGAAUUUAUCAUUUUAAAUACAUUCUUAAUAAUUUUA